Messenger RNA from Austrofundulus limnaeus, 917 nucleotides. RefSeq names its product vesicle-trafficking protein SEC22a. Gene Ontology annotation, molecular function: SNAP receptor activity. Gene Ontology annotation, biological process: retrograde vesicle-mediated transport, Golgi to endoplasmic reticulum; endoplasmic reticulum to Golgi vesicle-mediated transport. The record is from RefSeq and is a predicted model, not a curated record. Lineage: Eukaryota; Metazoa; Chordata; Actinopteri; Cyprinodontiformes; Rivulidae.
GUCUUCAGUGAAACAGCUUCAUCUGUAAAAUGUCGAUGGUGUUGUUCGCCUCUGUGGUUCGGGUUACGGACGGCCUGCCUCUCUCAGCAUCCACUGACUAUGAACAGGAAAAAGAGCUUCAGGAAACCAAGAGGCAUCUCAAAGGUCUMUCCAAGAAACUCCUCCAGUUCCCUGACCGCUGCACGCUUAAGUCUGGACAGUACAACGUCAAUUUUACCUACUCUCUGGGUGUUGGAUACCUGAUGGUGUGCACAGCAAACUACCCCAACGUUUUGGCCUUCUGUUUCCUGGAUGAACUACAGAAGGAGUUUAUUGUCACUUAUGACACCAAACGUAUCAGCGGAGCUGUGCGGCCCUACUCCUUCAUUGAGUUUGACACUUUCAUCCAGAAAACCAAGCAGCGCUACAACAGCCCUCGCUCCCUGUCCACAAAGAUCAACCUGGCCGACAUGCAGACAGAGAUCAAGCUGCGACCGCCCUAUCAGCUUUCCCCGGAGGACCUGCAGGCUAUCAAUGGGUUCUCUGUGAGCACAUCCUCUAAAUACAAAGGCAUAGAAUGAUGACRAAGACUUUAAUUACGUGAUUGCCUUCUUCCUGGGCACAGCAGCCUGUCUGUAUCAGGUAAGUGAUAGUGUGCGGUGAGGCCAGCCUAUCACCGGCUGACUAACAGCCCUGCACUUUACAGCUCAGCAGCUUGUCAGUUAGACAAACAUUCACUGAAGCUCRGUGCCUUUCAGGCCACAACUUCUUCUACAAAACCUCUCCAUCAGUUCAUUUUGUGCUGCUCCUGGUGCCAAACGGAGCACCACAAAGUAGACAGAUAAGAAAAUAAAGUUUUAUAAUAGAGUUUCUCUUGUUUAAGGGAUCCCUGAUUAGUUGUAACAUUAGACUUUAUUUGAUAAACAUAUAAAUUUACU